Phialemonium atrogriseum is the source of this 1427-nucleotide messenger RNA. Its product is annotated as retinol dehydrogenase. The coding region runs from base 260 to 1303 and encodes 347 amino acids. Gene Ontology annotation, molecular function: 3-beta-hydroxysteroid 3-dehydrogenase (NADP+) activity. NCBI's taxonomy places the organism in Eukaryota, Fungi, Ascomycota, Sordariomycetes, Cephalothecales, Cephalothecaceae. The transcript has 3 exons. The record is from RefSeq and is a predicted model, not a curated record.
ACCUACACUAGGGACCUAUCCUCACACAGGUUGUAGAUCCUUGAUAAGUUGAAAUUGGUGCUUACACAUCGCAUGCCACGUGAUCGUGAAUUUGGAAUUUGGAACUUGGUGGAAUUGAUUAUGCAACUUGGUGCUUACACAUGCCCAGCCAGAGAGAGGCCCCACAGUACCAUUUAUGUCUUGAGUGAUCUUGAGUGAUCCCUCUUACAGGAUUCCGGAAACGCAAGGCGACUUCAUCCAGUUUGUUACGCAUCUAAAAAUGGCAGACCUCAAGGGCACAAUCUUUGUCACAGGCACCAAUGGUGGCCUCGGCUCCGCCAUUGUCUCCAAAAUCAUCUCGUCGCCGGAGCUCUCGGCUAACUAUUACGGCAUCUACACCGUCCGGAAAGUUGAGACAGCGACGGCUCUCAACCAAGCUCUCGCAUCCGUACCGUCAACACAUAGCUUUGACAAGGUUGCCUUGGACCUGUCGACGCUGUCAAACGUGCGGGGGGUCGCGAAUGCCAUCAACAGGCGCGUCGCCGAGGGCUCUCUGCCUCCGAUCCGCGCUCUGAUUCUGAAUGCCGGCUACCAGGAGCAUACGACGCACGACUUCUCGCCAGAUGGCUUCGACAUGACCUUCCAGUCUAACUACCUGUCGCACUGGCUGUUGACUCUGAUGCUGCUUCAGAGCAUGGAUAAGGAGCACGGGAGAGUCGUGGUUCUCGGCAGCUGGCUGCAUGACCCUGCAGACCCCCGAAAUAAUUCGAUGGGAGUGUAUCACGACGAGAAAUGGAAGGUUCUCUUUCACGAUACCGAGUCCCUAGCCAAGGGGACCUGGAGCUCAACCAAGGAGGACCCCACGAUGAAUGCCGGAUUCAGACGAUACGGAGCUGCAAAGCUGUGCGAGGUCAUGAUGAUCCACGAACUGCAGAAGCGUCUGGACAGCGACCCAGCUCUCUCCAACAUCUCUAUCCUCGGCGUCGACCCCGGCGGCAUGCCCAGCGGUAUCGCUCGGCGGGGUAACUUCCUCUUCACCGUCGUGCUGAGGUACCUUCUGCCGCUCCUCGCCACGAUCAUGACCGCGCUAUCCCCGAACGGGUCGCUGCGCACCACCACGAAAUCGGCCAACGAUGUCGUCAGGGCGGCGUUCGACACGGAGGCGCUUGGCGAGCGGCCAAAGGACUUGUACCUCAACGGCACGGAUCCGUUGGAGACGAGCGUUGAGGCGAGAGAUCCGAACAAGCGGGAGGCGCUGUGGCGCGAUAGCGUUGGGUAUGCGGGGCUGAGGGCCGAAGAAACCGCGUUGGUUAACUGGAAAUGAUGGGGGACGGGGACAACCGAUAUCGAAGCAUUUGAAGUCUUGAGUAACGUGAUUCCGGAGCCAAGUAUAUUGUAACCUGAAUUGUAGACAUUUCUGUAGUGUAAAUUGAGCGACUGUAUGGGAG